This is a messenger RNA of Tigriopus californicus, 1361 nucleotides long. RefSeq lists its product as uncharacterized. Lineage: Eukaryota; Metazoa; Arthropoda; Copepoda; Harpacticoida; Harpacticidae. Bases 212 to 1288 code for a protein of 358 amino acids. The transcript has 4 exons. The record is from RefSeq and is a predicted model, not a curated record. Gene Ontology annotation, molecular function: odorant binding.
GAAAGACAGACAGGCGGCAAUAGAACUCCUAGUGGAUAGAAAUUAAGUUUCCACGGUAAAACUUGAACAAAUUUCACAGACUAGUUCGCAAUGAAGUGGGCUUGCACAAAAACCAGACCUCCCAACCAAACAGUAGCCAACGAGUUGCCAGUGGAGAAGUGGUGAAUCGUGCCUUUCUGGACAGAAAAGAACAACUAGCUGAGAUUCCGAGAUGACUAUCAUCCGAUACUUUCUGGUUGGGUUCGUAGUUAUUGGGGCUGUUGGCCACAUUGUGGAAGCGUUUGAUUUCGAUGGACAUAUUAGUCCGAGUUCGGAGAAUUUUCUCCACAAAUACGCUAUGAUUAAACUCUAUGAAUCCUGCUUUGGACUUGAAACCAUGCAAAAGUUCAAAAUGGAGGUAAAGGAAGCCACAGAGUAUUGCCAAUAUUCUCCAGUCGCACAAGACGAUGAGUUCGCCAAACCCGAUUUAGAGUAUCCAACCAUUCAUCGAAACCCCUGGCUGAACCAAUUCGUUCAAGGCGGUCAAAUCAGCCGUGAGCCAUUGGCCACAAACAAGCUCUCCCAUGGGCCCCCCUUGGCCCAUUCCCAGCCUCAAAACGUUCCGUUAGGUCCUCAUCAAUCCCAUUUCCAUUCUCUGGGGUCCUUGUCCAACAUCAAACCACCCUACUACCCCUAUUCCCACUUUUAUUCCCCUGGUCGGCCCAGUCCAACGUACUAUCAAUCCAAGUGGAUGACUCGAAACCGCAGACAGUCACCGCUUUCAUCUAGUCACGCCGACGACAACGGCCAGGAACUGAACCAAUUGAGGAACAAUAUCAUCAGCAAAGUGAGCAACGUAACCUGCAUCCUCACUCGAAUGAACUAUUUGGACGACAAGGGUCUGAUUGCGAAAGAUAGCUUGAAGGCCAAUAUCCAAAAGAUGCCAUUGGACGAAAUUAUGAAGGCUGAACUCGUUCAAAGUGUAGAUACAUGCGCUAAAUUCUCGUCGUGUUUGCCUCUCGAAGAAUUCGAGACCGUUCCCAUCGCCAAAACGGUUGCCCCCGCGGUGCUUUUUGUCAACUGUCUCAAGGGAAAACGGAUUGAGGUCUGCAUCAAAAAGGAUCUUAGAGAUAGACUCCGAGAUCUCAUACAAAGUGAUGUCCAGGAUACCGAGGGAGUUCUUUCUCGGUCUGAUCCUCUCGCGGGUAUUGGUCAAGCAGCUAUUCCCUUACCACAAGAUCAAGAAGAAAUGGACACGUUUGUCUUUGCUCUAUUAUACGAAGAUGAGCCCAAAUCAAUCUAUAGAUGAAAUCCGUUUUCUUUAUGCCUUCACAUCACGAUUAGUUAGUAAUACUGUAUGGCCGAUGAUGAUAAAUAAUUAC